This is a messenger RNA of Cavia porcellus (domestic guinea pig), 8789 nucleotides long. RefSeq names its product paternally expressed 3 (gene Peg3). The transcript is spliced from 10 exons. The record is from RefSeq and is a predicted model, not a curated record. Bases 283 to 5451 code for a protein of 1722 amino acids. NCBI's taxonomy places the organism in Eukaryota, Metazoa, Chordata, Mammalia, Rodentia, Caviidae.
GGAGGAGGAGGAGGAAGAGGAGGAGGAGGAAGAAGAGAGGGAAGAGGAGGACGAAGAGGAGGGGAGAAGGGGGACCGCGCGGCGGCGGCGAUGUCCCCGCAGGGUUGGUGGAGGCGCCUGGCGCCGGGCGCGUAGUGCGCUGCGGGGCGGCAGGCGCGGAGGGGUUUCAGAACCCACUCUUGAGUGCCUCUGGAGACCCUGCGCAAACUCUGAAACCUCUGGCUAGAGGGGUUGCAGCUCAAGCCUCGAGUGCAGGCAGAAAAGCCAGAGCACUGCCGGGGGAUGUACCAACAGGAAGACGACACCAGCAGUGACAUGACCAGCGACGACGACAUGAGCCCGAGCAGAGGAGAAACACCCCCACCUCAGUCGGUCUGCUCUUCCAGCAAUGACCAGGACCAGGGUCAGAGCCAGGACUGGGCCGGGGAAGGCCGAAGUGGAGACGAGGAGCCUCAAGGCCACUGGUCAUAUCCCAGGAGUGCUAGAAGUAGGCUGCUCCCGUGGGAUCCAUCCCUUCCUGGAGUAGAAGACGAAGAUACAAGCUUGGAGGUGGACAGAGAUGACAAUGGGGGUGACAACGGGAAUGCCAUGGACUGUGAGGCCCAGCCCCAGGAUGACGAGUCCUUCCAGAAUGUCAUGGGCUUCAAGUUUGACUGGAAACUGCAGAACCCAAUCCAGGAUAACAUGGAGACCUACAGGAAGCUACUCUCCCUUGGGAUACAGCUUGCUGAAGAUGACCGCCAGUCCCACAUGACACAGGGCCACUUGCUGAGGGUCGCCAGAGACACCUACCCCAGCACCAGCCAAGGUCUGUAUACUGUGCCUGAAGCCCAAAACUCAGCCCAGCAGCAGGAGGCCUGUGAAGAGGAACUUCCCCAUGGGAUGAUCAUGGAAGAUGUUGUCAGGGAUGUGUCCCGCUCCAAGGGGCGUGGCCACUCCAAGGCUGGAAGAGCCAGGGGGUCCAGUGAGCAGCUGCAGAAGUUCCCCAGAAGGAGGAGAGUGCUGGAAAAGAAGAGGCACUGCCAUCUGGACUCUGAUGGGCAGGACCCUGAUGACUACCACAGAGGCUGCGCUGGGCAGAGACCUGUUGAGUGCGGUGGUGAGGUAAAGAAAGCCACCAGCCCACAUGGCCCGGGCAACCCCAGCACCCCCUCCAUCUCAGAGUCGCCCCCUGUCCAUUUUGGAGCCAUGCCGUAUCUGUGCGACGAGUGCGGGAGGUCAUUCGGUGUCAUCUCGGAGUUUGUGGAGCACCAGAUCAUGCACACCAGGGAGAACCUUUGCAGCGAUGAGCAUACGGACCAGGAUGACAACGAGGAGACGGAAAUGCCCAGCCCGACCUUCAGGGAGCUCCAGAGGAUGUAUGGCAGAGACAAAUUCUACGCGUGCAGGAUGUGCGAGCAGACCUUCCUUCAGAGCUCCGCCCUGAUGGAUCACCAGGAAACACACAGCCCAGAGGAGCACCGGCGAGCAUGGGAGCGCCAGCAUAAGCCCAAGCCCCAGCACCAGGACACGGUUAUGCCCCGCUCCAUCCUCCGUGGAUCUCAGAAAAGGUACUGCCAAGAGAAAAUCCACGAAGGCGAGGCUUGUGGCAGGCAGUCUUUUCUCAGCAGCACUUCCCUGAAAGAGCAUCAGAGAACACAAAGAGGAGGCCCAUUGGAGACUGAGAAUUGGGUGUGUGAGCAGUCCGGCGUUCCUGGUCGGUCAUGUAGAAGGCGGCAGAAGAGCUACACCACAGAGAAGGUCUGCGACCUCACAGGUGGCAGGGAUGCCCUGAUGCAAAGCCUGGACCUCAGCACGCCUCAGAAAAUCUGUUCUCGAAAGAACUCUGCAGGCAAGGUUUAUGAGAAACAUGAGAAACUUGUCAUUUACAGAGCGCCUUUUCCUGUAUCUCAGAAGAGCCCCAUGAUUACCAGGCCCCCCGAAGACGAAGAGAAGGAGGAAGACGAGAAGAAGGUGUUCACCUUCAGUGGCAAUCCUGGUGAAGACCAGGAGUUUCCCAUGGUGGAAAAUGUCCUUGAGGGGAAACCAUACGAGAAGCCUGGCGUUCACAGUCUGGCCUCUGCCCAAGCUCAGAAGUGUCACAGUGCGGUACAGCUCAUAAAAGCCAAGCUAAUGGCAGAGUAUCCCUCCCAGAGCUCUGUGGCUGUUAAUGACCAGCAAAGCUGUUGUGAAGAGGACACCUGGGAAAGAGAAGGUUACAGGAGGCCCACUGUCCCUCGCCUCGCUUUGCCCUCAUGUCACAGAAGGAAUGAGCACAUCAGACGUGGUGAGAAGAGAGAAUCCCCCAUUUGUAUCUCUGACCUUAACAAUAAGUUGAAGAUCCCUUCCAAGGAGAGCCCCUAUGAAGCAGAAGAGACUAACAGCUAUGAGGACCCUGUUAUGUGGGACGCACCCCGCGCUGAACCACCAAGAAGCCUUGCUGGAGGAGGAGCUGGUAUAUUUAAGCAGGAUGGCAUAGCCACUGUUCCUGGGUCAGAUGUCCGGGAGUACCAGAAAGCUCGGGCUAAACAAAAGUAUCUUGAGCCCAGGAGAAAUGAGAGCUCUGCAAUUCAUUCCCUGCUGCUGGGGGAGCGGCCCUCAGCCUUCCCUGGAGAGAAGCUCUGCGAAUGUCAGGAGUUUGGGGAGCCCUUCACUCACGGCUCCAGCCUCACCGAGCACCUAGAGAGUCACAACAAGGAGAAGCUUUCUGGGAGCAGGAACUAUGAGCCAGCUGUGAUCUGCAGCUCACCCCUUGUCGACCCCCAGACAAGCUACACCCAACAGGAGUAUGCUGACGGGCAGGCCCACCAGAAACCCGAGAAGCUCCCGCAGCGCAAUGUUACAGGCAGCAGCCCUGCUGCACUUUGGAGAGCUGAUUCCCCAGAGGAGCCCCACUGUCGGACCAUGGAAGACGCUGCCGUCCAGGUCUCAGACUUGGAGGAGUCUGAGGAGAGUGACUCUGAGGAGGACACAGUCUGUGGGCAUCAGGACUCCGGGCCAGGCUCUGCAGACCUCUCAGAUCUUGAGGGCCAGCAGGAUGACAACAGCUGGACACAAGUGGCUGGAGUUCACUCACAUUCCGACAGUGAGCCUGAGGAGGUGGGUGGUGGAGAGAGCGGGGAGGUUUCCCCUUGCGGUGCCUUUCACCUCAGGCCCUGGGAGACCCGCAGACAUGGCCAGAUGUGCUUCACACAGGGGCCCAAGGACACAUUUGUGAGCCUGCGGAGGAGGCGCGCUGCCUUGUGGAGCCGCGCCCUUGCACGCUCAUCUGCUCAGUGCACUCAGUGUGGACGCAGCUUCAUCCGCAGCUCCAUCCUGCGUGUGCACAUGCAGCAUCACAGGGACACGGCCAUGCCUGAGCCAGAACUGGAGCUGGAGGCCGAGUCCCUGCCAGAGCCUGAGAUGGAGUCAGAGUUGGAGUCCGAGCUAGAGUCAGAGCCCGAGUCUGAGCCGGAGCCUGAGCCUGAAGUGGAGUCAGAACCUGGGUCCGAGCUGGAGCCGGAGCCAGAGCUGGAGUUGGAGCCUGAGUCAGAGCCUGAGUCUGAGCUGGAGCUGGAGUCGGAGGCUGAGUCCGAGCCUGAGUCUGAGCUGGAGUCAGAGCCAGAGCCAGAGCUAGAGUUGGAGCCUGAGUCUGAGCUGGAGCCAGAGCCGGAGCUGGAGUCAGAGCUUGAGUCUGAGCUGGAACCAGAGCUGGAGCCAGAGCCGGAGUCAGAGCCUGAAUCUGAGGUUGAGUCCGAGCCAGAGCCGGAGCCAGAGCUAGAGUCAGAGCCUGAGUCCAAGCUUGAGUCCGAGCUGGAGCCCGAGUCAGAACCAGAGUCGGAGCCUGAGUCGGAGCCGGAGCUGGAGCCAGAGCCAGAGUCACAGCCAGCACUUGAGUCGGAGAUAGAGUCAGAGUUUGAGUCACAGCCAGAGCCAGAGCCUGAAUUACAGUCGGAGCUAGAGCUGGAACCAGAGCCUGAGUUGCAGCUGGGGCUGGAGCCAAAGCCAGAGCCAGAGCUGGAGCCUGAGUUGCAGCUGGAGCCAGGGCCUGAGUUACAGUCAGAGCUGGAGCUGGAACCAGAGCCUGAGUUGCAGCUGGAGCUGGAGCCAAAGCCAGAGCCAGAGCUGGAGCCUGAGUUGCAGCUGGAGCCAGAGCCUGAGUUACAGUCAGAGCUGGAGCUAGAACCAGACCCUGAGUUGCAGCUGGAGCUGGAGUCAAAGCCAGAGCCAGAGCUGGAGCCUGAGUUGCAGCUGGAGUCAGAGCCUGAGUUACAGUCGGAGCUGGAGCUGGAACCAGAGCCUGAGCUGCAGCUGGAGUCAGAGCCUGAGUUGCAGCUGGAGCUGGAGCCGGAGCUAAAGCCAGAGCUGGAGCCUGAGUCACAGCCAGAGCCUGAACUAGAGUCAGAGUCACUGCGAGAGCCAGAGCCAGAGCUAGAGCUGGAGCUGGAGCUGGAGCCGGAGCCCAAGUCGCAGCCAGAGCUGGAGCCAGAGUUGCAGCUAGUGCCAAAACCCAAGUCACAGCCACAGCUGGAGACUGAGCCCGAAUCACAGCCAGAGCUGGAGGCAGAGCUGGAGCCCAAGUUGCAGCCAGAGCUGGAGCCAGAGCCCAAGUUGCAGCCAGAGUUGGAACUAGAGCUGGAGCUAGGGUCACGCUCAAAGGAGCUGCAGGGCAGCGAGGCCAGGGAGAAGCUCUUUGUGUGCGCUGCAUGUGGAGGCCACUUUUUCACAGCGAAGGAGCUUGGCGAUCACCGCACCCAGGCCCAUGGAGAGGAGGCCCAGGAGCCUGGGCACACCUCUGUAUGUGCUGCAUUUCUCUGCGAGCCCCUCAGGAAACCUGCAUCACUCUUGGACAGUGAGGGCCAUGGGUCAUCCGAUGUUCCUGACUUGGACUUUGCCAGUCAACAGAUGCAGGAGGAAAAAGCUGUCCCCAUCCCCGAGGGCGAAGCUGGUGUCCUUGUUCCACGUGAAGCUCCACAGGUUCAGGAGUUAAAGGAGGAAGCUGCUGAGCCGAAGCCAGAGACAGCCGAGCCCAACAUAGAAACUGUUGAGCCCAGAGAGGCUGCAGGGCCAGACGGAGAGGCUGCUGAGCCCAGUGGAGGGGCUGAGGAACCAGACAGGACAGGGAUGGAAGGCCCUGGAGAAAGGGCUGGAGAGCCGGUGGGAGAUGCUGACGAACCCCACAGGGGGACAGAGGCCUCGGAAGACGGAGGGGAUGGUCUGGAGAGCCAGCCCAAAGGACCAGGCAGCAGCUGCCCCAAGUGCACAGGCGCCUCUGCCUCCAGCACAACCUUGGGUGAGCACCUGCAGAACCAUGCCGCCACAGUCAUCCUGAAGCCCGGGAACAUCCUGGGCCAGCACCUGGGCGACACCAAGCACGCAAGCAGUGGUGUGGGUACACAGCAGGCUGGUGAGAAAUCCUUCAAGUGCAGGGUCUGUGGCCAGCUCUUCAGAGACACAUCCCUCACUGGACACCAGGUCAUUCCCAGCGUCUGAGUGGGGAGGCUGGAAAACCUUUGCCUAGACCCUUCGGAAGCCCUGGAGAAGUUAGCUGACCUGUCAGACGUCAGUAGGAAACUAACUUAGUGUGUAUAGCCCUGACUCUGCCGCCAUAGCUCAGGCCUGGUAUGGAGACUCCUCCACCCCAGCUCCCUGCCCCAUCUUCGGUGCACGGCUGUGGAAGAGCAACUGAGUGUACCUUGCUUUCAUCUGUGUGAGCAGCUUGGGGACCCUGUGAACAUUCCAUGCUGCAGAAACUGCCCCGUCCUCGGUACACAGUGCUGCUAGGCAAAUGUUGACCGCCAAGCAGGUCCCAGCGAGGCGAUGAUCACAUGGACUUGGACCUCAUGCUGCACAGUUCUGGUUUACUCUGUAGAGCUAACUUACUGGUACUCUUGAUUUUUUUUUUAAUUUUUAUUUUUUUGGAGGAGAAGAGAGCGACAAAUUCCUAUAUAUUUGUGUCUUAGAUCCUGGGAAGGUUUAUUGUGCAUUUGAACCCUGUCAGUAUCUUUUUACCUGUUUUUAUUCCCUGCUCUCAGUCUUGUGAAGCUGUAGAUAGCAAGGUAACAUGUGUUUUCUUCUUUGCUGUUUGAUAAGACAAACAAUUCUAGUUUCCUCCUACAGCCGUUUUGUCCUUACCGAUGCCUUGGGACCUAGUGUUUCCUGUACGUCUUUACAAGCUGCGGGCUGGCUUUUCUGGCCCAAGUCAACCUGCCACCCCAUUGUGGGCACCUUGUGGUGGUUCUCAAGCAGAUGUAUUACGGUGUGGGGUGUUUUUAAAGUUUUUUUUUUUUUUUUAAGCAAGUCGGUGUGUGUUCAGUGAAUUCAUAAAACCUGAAGCUUUUCCCUAUAAACUCUAUGCCUUCGCCUUUAAAGAGUGGGUGCGGCCGUUGCUGGGCUGGAGUUCGGCCCAGUGGAGGCCAAGCACCAGCAGAGGCUGCCUUGCUGUAGCUAAGGAAGCCAGAUGGAGACCUUUCCUCACUUCGCCUGCGCUUCCCGCCUUAAGAGACUGCAGCACCAUGGCCGGCCCCUCCGUGUGCUGCCACAGGUCCAUUUGCUCUUGGGGUGGCCAGGAGCACAUGUCCUUAAGAUUGCUAACAUCAGUGUACCUGUUCUUUACCUGUCAGACUUUGGCUCCAUGGUAUCUUGUAUUUAAAAAUACUAAAAAAAAAAAAAAAAAAGCUUUCUUUACAAUCAGCCCACGCUUAACAUGGACUCAGGUUCCCCAGCAGCUUUAAUUUGUUUUGUUACCCUCUGUCCCUUUUCUUCAGCCCCUCCGAUUACCUGUGAGGUGUCUGUCCCUGUCCUGCUGGUCUGAUCUCCGUCACGAGCUGACCUCAUGGCUUGAGGUUUCCGUGUCCGGCCCUGGGGCCCACCUGUGCUCCUUCCCUUCCUCUCCCUUGUAUGACAAGCUGUUCAGUACUAUGGUGGCUGGGGAAAAAAAUUAAAAAUAUAAAAAGAACUUGAAGCAGAUCUUUCAGUGAAAGUCAGUGAAAAAUAGGGGCAGAUGACUCAAGCAAACAAUCUGCCAGGGGAUAUGUGUCUGCAUCUUCCUCUCUAGAGCUGCACGCCUGGGGCUCAUGCAUGGGCAGUGUGCAAGCUGUGCCAGUGUCAGAGUCCAGGUGGCACAGGAAACUGAGAGGAAGAUGCAGAAAUGACUAUGCCAAAUCAGGGAUUCCUGAUCCAUCGCCAGACUAGGAGGGAAAGGAUACACAGAAGGAAACACUGGAAGUAGGUGCCAGAUGUAAGCCCAGGGUGGAAAAGGUGAGUUGAGUGGAGUGUCCUGGGCAAUGGGAAGGUGUCUUUGACAGCAUGGUACCAGUGAAGGGCAGCUGCAUACAAAACCCAAGGUUGGAGUGGGCAUUCAGGGAACUGCGGGGCAGGGAAGUACUGCAUCAGAAGGGAACUUGAAGUGGGUUUCUGCGCUUUUGCAGUCAGGACAGAUUAUUUGGCCAGACUGUUACUGUGCAGUGUAAAUCACUAGACCCUUCUCAGAAAGCAACUGGUCAAGAAGAUAGAAUGUCUUUCCAAUCUUGACUGUAUGGAAACAAUUUAAAUGCCAAAUUAUAGAAGAAUGAUUAAGGUAUUCUUGGACUCGUAUGCAGCUGUUUAAUAAUCAUGAAGAAUUACAUAGCAGUGUGGAAAUAUAUUUGCAGAAUAUUAAGUGGAGAAAGCAGGACACAAUUAUAUUUAUACUACAAUUAUAACUUAAGAUGUAUGCUUGUAGUCAAGCUAUUGUGUUGUGGGUUUAUAGUUAAGCAUUAUUUUCUAAAAUUUUUUGAGUAUUCAUGGUAGUGUUGUUAAAGUUAAUGAUCACAUUUCCAUUGUGAACAUAAACUCAUUGUCAAACACUUGGAAAAUACAGAAAAGUGGAGGAAAAAUAAUCCAUAUCUCCAGUAUCUGCAGACAUAAACCCUUCAGUAUCUUGUUUAUUUUUGUUUUUGUGCACAGAUUUAUAACUGUCAAAUUGUGAAUUGAAGAUAUCAUAUUACUCUUGUGAAAUUAUACUUAAUGUUAAAUUUUUUAUAAUGUUCAUUAUAGUGUCCUGAUAAAAAAGUUUAUAUGUCUCUAUUAAAAACAAAUAUGUGUCUAGAGGCAAAAUUAGAAAAUAUAGUAAAACUAGAGAAGAAAACUUCACCCGUAUUCUCAACACCCAAAAAUACUGUGAACAUCUUGAUUCGUUUGCUUCAUCUGGAGUGCCCAAGCUUGUGAUUAUAUCUGUGUUAAAUAUCUAUGCGUAAAGUCUAAAAUGAAAUGUGAAAAAUAAUUAAAACAGCGUUGUCAUGGUUAGAUAUUUUGUCUCAAAUUUCUUGGAUAUUAGUUGGAUCCAAAUUUCUUGGAUAUUAAUUUUAUGUAUGUAUUUUUUCAUUACAAUACAAUAUAGAAAGCUUGGAAAUCUAAUAAAGCAGAAGAAAAAGUUUCAUCCUUGUUUCCAGCAGCUGCUGUUGACAUCUCGAUCUGUGCACUGGUCUCUAUUAGGAUGUUAGUGAGAGUAAUGGGAAGAAAUAUAGAAAACAACCAAGAAACAGUUAUGUGGUUAUCGUGGGAUUAUAGAUAAGUAUAUCAUCUCUGUUUCUUUGGUUUUUAUUAUAGAGCAUUGAUAGCCCACCUUUAUGACAUAUAUUUCCAUUAUAUAUGUGUACAUGUUCAUUAUAGAAACUUCAGAGUUGUGAAAAUAUAGAAGAGUAUUUCACCCAUAUUUUCACUAUCCAAAGACUGGUUAAGAUCCUGAUUUUUUUUUAUCUUAUUUCUGUUUGCAGGUUUUUGUUUUGUUAUGGUUGUGGUCAAUUAUCUGUAAUUGUGUCAACAAUAAAAAUAAAAGAUACUUCUCAGUC